GUUCUUGUCGUUUGUUACUCCUGUUGUUUCUGCUUGGAAAUGAAGAAGGAAAUUUAUUCCGAAGAUCGAAUAAUCUAAAGGAAAGCUAUAGAGAUUACGGAAGAUGCGGAAGAAGUCUAUAGAUCAUCGUUGAAGGAGUUAGGAUCUAUAUUCUCUAAGAGUAUCUUCCCUUUCAAUAAGGUUCGAUCUUAUUGGAAUAAUGUGGACGAAACGGCAAAUUCUGCAUAUUUUGAUAGCCCUUAUCUUGACAUUUGCAGAAGCAGAACACCAUGAGAUUUAUGAAGAUCAAUAUAGAAAAAGUGAUAUCCCUUUCACCUGUUCUGAGGAAGGCUAUCAUCCUGAUCCACACGACUGCAGAGUUUUCUACAGAUGCGUCGAUAAAGGCAAUGGUGAUCCUUUGACAAUCUUUAAGUUCGAAUGUGGAAUUGACACAGUAUUUUCCAGAGAAAAAGGAAAUAUAUGCAUUCAUCCAAAUGAUAGUGAACGACCAGAAUGUGGUAGAUUUGAGAAUGAAAUAGAUUCUGAUAUUCAAAAUCUCAGUAUGGAUUCAUACCCAUCUUAUUCUACGUCCACAACAACUAUUAAAAUGACGGAUAGUACACAUAUAGCUACAACAACCACUACAACAGAGGCUACAACAACUACCCAAGAUUGGACGACUACGAGAAGAUCUAAUAUUAGUACCGAAUUUUCAACAACUACUCAGCCAUCAACACCUGAAUCAAAUCAAAAUGAGACGAUUGGUCUAGGAGGAGUACAAUGUACUACUGAUGGAUAUUUAUCUGACUUACAAGACUGCAGAAAAUUUUAUAGAUGUGUAGACGAAGGUGCAGGAAUAUUACGAAAAUAUGAGUUUACUUGUGGUAUAGGAACUGUUUGGGAUCCAAAGAUCGAAGGAUGCAACCAUGCUUGGGCAGUUACGAGAGAUGACUGCCGACAACGCCAAGAAAAUGGCAAUACAGAUAGCGGACAAUGGAAUGGCGAUAUAGGAGCUAAUGGGGGACAAUGGAAUGGAGAUACAGGAGAUAAUGGAGGACAAUGGAAUGGUGAUACAGGAAGUUGGAAUGGUGACAGUGGUACAUCAGGUAAUGAUAUUAAACCUGAUAAUUCGGGAAUUCUAGGAACACCAGGAACAUCAGGCACUCCUGGAACACCUGGAAUACCCGAAACAUCAGGUACAUCUGGCACAGCUGGAAUGACUGGCUAUCCUGGCUCUCCUGGUACUCCUGGAACACCAGGCAUAGCUGGAAUACCUGGAUACCCUGGUUUUCCAGGAUCAUCUGGCAUUCCUGGCUCUACUGAAACAUCAGGUACUCCUGGAACAGCUGGUACUCCUGGUUCCCCUGGAACACCAGGAACUCCUGGAACAGCUGGCAGUCCUGGAUCCCCUGGAACACCAGGUACUCCUGGAACAGCUGGCAGUCCUGGUUCCCCUGGAACAACAGGUACUCCUGGUUCCCCUGGAACACCAGGUACUCCUGGAACAGCUGGCAUUCCUGGCACUCUUGGUUCCUCAGGAACACCCGGAACACCAGGUACUCCUGGAACAGCUGGCAGUCCUGGUUCCCCUGGAACAACAGGUACUCCUGGAUCUCCUGGAACAUCAGGUACACCUGGAACAGCUGGCAGUCCUGGUUCCCCUGGAACACCAGGAACUCCUGGAUCCCCAGGAACACCCGGAACACCAGGUACACCUGGAACAGCUGGCAGUCCUGGUUCCCCUGGAACACCAGGUACUCCUGGAUCUCCUGGAACACCAGGUACUCCUGGAUCCCCAGGAACACCCGGAACACCAGGUACUCCUGGAACAGCUGGCAGUCCUGGUUCCCCUGGAACACCAGGUACUCCUGGAUCUCCUGGAACACCAGGUACUACUGGAUUUCCUGGAACACCAGGUAAACCUGGAACAGCUGGCAGUUCUGGUUCCCCUGGAACAUUAGGUACACCUGGAACACCUGGAACAACAGGAACAUCAGGUACUCCUGGAAUAGUUGGAACACCUAGCUCUCCUGGUACACCUGGAACAACAGGGACUCCUGGUACACCUGGAACAACAGGCACAACUGAAAUACCUGGCUACCCUGGUUCUUCUGGAUCAUCUGUCAUUUCUGGCUUUCCCGGAACACCAGGUACUCCUCCAACAACCGGCACUCCAGGUUCCCCUGGAACACCAGGUACUCCUGGAACAGCUGGCACUCCUGGUUCCCCUGGAACACCAGGUACACCUGGAUCUCCUGGAACACCCGAAACACCAGGUUCACCUGGUACAUCUGACAUUCCUGGAACCACUGGGAUUCCUGCUAGUUCAGACAUAUCUGGAAAUCCUGUUACUUCAGAAACUCCGAGCACAACUGACAGACCUAGUACUUCUGGAACUCUAGGUCCUACUGGACCAAUUUCUCCUGGAAUGCCUGGAGCACCAGGUAGUGUUGGUAUACCUGACACCACUGGAACUGAUGGCACUCCUGGUACAACUGGUGUUCCUGGAACGCCAGGUACUCCUGGUACUCCUGGAAUACCUGGUACUCCUGGAACACCUGGUACUCCUGGAUCAUCUGGUACUCCUGGAUCACCUGGUACUCCUGGAUCAUCUGGUACUCCUGGAUCACCUGGUACUCCUGGAUCACCUGGCUUACCUGGAUCACCUGGUACUCCUGGAUCACCUGGAAGUCCUGGAACACCAGGCUCACCUGCAUCACCUGCUACUCCUGGAACACCAGGCUCACCUGGAUCUCCUGGAACACCCGAAACACCAGGUUCACCUGGUACAUCUGACAUUCCUGGAACCACUGGGAUUCCUGCUAGUUCAGACAUAUCUGGAAAUCCUGUUACUUCAGAAACUCCGAGCAGCACUGAUACAUCAGAUACCCCUAUUAUAUCGGCUACUUCAGGUGUAUGCAUCGAAGAAGGAUUCUUUCCUGAUCCAAAGAAUUGUCGUAAAUUUUAUCGAUGUGUAAAAGAUAGCAAUGAAUUCAUAAAAUAUGAUUUUGAAUGUGGUGUUGGAACUGUUUGGGAUUCCACGAUACAAAGUUGUAAUCAUGAGUAUAACGUACCAAAUUGUACAAGUAAUGCUGAAGGGAAUUUAACAACACCUGAUUCUUCUGUCAAUGAAAUAGACUCUUCUACUCCUCUAAGUUCAAGUGAACAGCAACAAGUAAGCACAUCCAGGCCUACUCAAGGCACAACACUAGCUUCAGUGUCAUAUCUUCCCCCGGAAAUAACUACAGAAGGCAUGACUACGACAUUUACAAGACCAGAAGAUUCGGCAACAUCGACAGCAACUGACAGACCUAGUACUUCUGGAAUUCUAGGUCCUACUGGACCAAUUUCUCCUGGAAUGCCUGGAGCACCAGGUAGUGUUGGUAUACCUGGCACCACUGGAACUGAUGGCACUCCUGGUACAACUGGUGUUCCUGGAACGCCAGGUACACCUGGUUUACCUGGAUCACCUGGUUUACCUGGAUCACCUGGCACUCCUGGAUCUCCUGGUACUCCUGGAUCACCUGGUACUCCUGGAACACCAGGCUCACCUGCAUCACCUGGUACCCCUGGUACACCAGGCUCACCUGGAUCUCCUGGAACACCCGGAACACCAGGCUCACCUGGAUCUCCUGGAACACCCGGAACACCAGGCUCACCUGCAUCUCCUGGAACACCCGAAACACCAGGUUCACCUGGUACAUCUGACAUUCCUGGAACCACUGGGAUUCCUGCUAGUUCAGACAUAUCUGGAAAUCCUGUUACUUCAGAAACUCCGAGCAGCACUGAUACAUCAGAUACCCCUAUUAUAUCGGCUACUUCAGGUGUAUGCAUCGAAGAAGGAUUCUUCCCUGAUCCAAAGAAUUGUCGUAAAUUUUAUCGAUGUGUAAAAGAUAGCAAUGAAUUCAUAAAAUAUGAUUUUGAAUGUGGUGUUGGAACUGUUUGGGAUUCCACGAUACAAAGUUGUAAUCAUGAGUACAACGUACCAAAUUGUACAAGUAAUGCUGAAGGGAAUUUAACAACACCUGAUUCUUCUGUCAAUGAAAUAGACUCUUCUACUCCUCUAAGUUCAAGUGAACAGCAACAAGUAAGCACAUCCAGGCCUACUCAAGGCACAACACUAGCUUCAGUGUCAUAUCUUCCCCCGGAAAUGACUACAGAAGGCACGACUACGACAUUUACAAGACCAGAAGAUUCGGCAACAUCGACAGCAACUAACAGACCUAGUACUUCUGGAAUUCUAGGUCCUACCGGACCCAUCUCUCCUGGAUCACCUAGUUUACCUGGUUCACCUAGUACUCCUGGAUCAUCUGGUUUACCUGGAUUACCUGGUACUUCUGGAUCACCUGGUUUACCUGGAUCACCUGGUUUACCUGGAUCACCUGGUUUACCUGGAUCACCUGGCACUCCUGGAUCUCCUGGUACUCCUGGAUCACCUGGUACUCCUGGAACACCAGGCUCACCUGCAUCACCUGGUACCCCUGGUACACCAGGCUCACCUGGAUCUCCUGGAACACCCGGAACACCAGGCUCACCUGCAUCUCCUGGAACACCCGAAACACCAGGUUCACCUGGUACAUCUGACAUUCCUGGAACCACUGGGAUUCCUGCUAGUUCAGACAUAUCUGGAAAUCCUGUUACUUCAGAAACUCCGAGCACACCAGGUAGUGCUGGUAUACCUGGCACAACUGGAACUGAUGGCACUCCUGGUACGACUGGUGUUCCUGGAACGCCAGGUACUCCUGGUACAACUGUUGUUCCUGGAACGCCAGGUACUCUUGGUACUCCUGGAACACCUGGUACUCCUGGAACACCUGGUACUCCUGGAACACUUGGUACUCCUGGAACACUUGGUACUCCUGGAUCAUCUGGUUUACCUGGAUCACCUGGUACUCCUGGAUCAUCUGGUACUCCUGGAUCUCCUGGUACUCCUGCAUCACCUGGUACUCCUGGAACACCAGGCUCACCUGCAUCACCUGGUACCCCUGGUACACCAGGCUCACCUGGAUCUCCUGGAACACCCGGAACACCAGGCUCACCUGCAUCUCCUGGAACACCCGAAACACCAGGUUCACCUGGUACAUCUGACAUUCCUGGAACCACUGGGAUUCCUGCUAGUUCAGACAUAUCUGGAAAUCCUGUUACUUCAGAAACUCCGAGCAGCACUGAUACAUCAGAUACCCCUAUUAUAUCGGCUACUUCAGGUGUAUGCAUCGAAGAAGGAUUCUUCCCUGAUCCAAAGAAUUGUCGUAAAUUUUAUCGAUGUGUAAAAGAUAGCAAUGAAUUCAUAAAAUAUGAUUUUGAAUGUGGUGUUGGAACUGUUUGGGAUUCCACGAUACAAAGUUGUAAUCAUGAGUACAACGUACCAAAUUGUACAAGUAAUGCUGAAGGGAAUUUAACAACACCUGAUUCUUCUGUCAAUGAAAUAGACUCUUCUACUCCUCUAAGUUCAAGUGAACAGCAACAAGUAAGCACAUCCAGGCCUACUCAAGGCACAACACUAGCUUCAGUGUCAUAUCUUCCCCCGGAAAUGACUACAGAAGGCACGACUACGACAUUUACUAGACCAGAAGAUUCGGUAACAUCGACAGCAACUGACAGACCUAGUACUUCUGGAACUCUAGGUCCUACCGGACCCAUCUCUCCUGGAUCACCUGGUUUACCUGGGUCACCUAGUACUCCUGGAUCAUCUGGUUUACCUGGAUUACCUGGUACUUCUGGAUCACCUGGUUUACCUGGAUCACCUGGUACUCCUGGAUCACCUGGUACUCCUGGAUCAUCUGGUACUCCUGGAUCUCCUGGUACUCCUGCAUCACCUGGUACUCCUGGAACACCAGGCUCACCUGCAUCACCUGGUACCCCUGGUACACCAGGCUCACCUGGAUCUCCUGGAACACCCGGAACACCAGGCUCACCUGCAUCUCCUGGAACACCCGAAACACCAGGUUCACCUGGUACAUCUGACAUUCCUGGAACCACUGGGAUUCCUGCUAGUUCAGACAUAUCUGGAAAUCCUGUUACUUCAGAAACUCCGAGCAGCACUGAUACAUCAGAUACCCCUAUUAUAUCGGCUACUUCAGGUGUAUGCAUCGAAGAAGGAUUCUUCCCUGAUCCAAAGAAUUGUCGUAAAUUUUAUCGAUGUGUAAAAGAUAGCAAUGAAUUCAUAAAAUAUGAUUUUGAAUGUGGUGUUGGAACUGUUUGGGAUUCCACGAUACAAAGUUGUAAUCAUGAGUACAACGUACCAAAUUGUACAAGUAAUGCUGAAGGGAAUUUAACAACACCUGAUUCUUCUGUCAAUGAAAUAGACUCUUCUACUCCUCUAAGUUCAAGUGAACAGCAACAAGUAAGCACAUCCAGGCCUACUCAAGGCACAACACUAGCUUCAGUGUCAUAUCUUCCCCCGGAAAUGACUACAGAAGGCACGACUACGACAUUUACUAGACCAGAAGAUUCGGUAACAUCGACAGCAACUGACAGACCUAGUACUUCUGGAACUCUAGGUCCUACCGGACUCAUCUCUCCUGGAUCACCUGGUUUACCUGGGUCACCUAGUACUCCUGGUACUUUGGAAACACCUAGCAGCUCUGCCACUCCAGAUUCCUCAGUUAUACCAAGUAAUUCAGAUCUAUGUAAUAAAGAAGGAUUCUUCUCUAAUCCUGAUAGUUGCCAGAAAUUUUAUCGAUGUGUAAAAGAUAGCAAUGAAUUCAUAAAAUAUGAUUUUGAAUGUGCCAUUGGUACUGUUUGGGAUUCCCGCAUACAAAGUUGUAAUUACGAUUACAACGUACCAAAUUGUAGGAGUAACGCUGGUGUCGACAUGACAACACCCGAUUCUUCUAUCAAUGAAAUAGAUUUUAUUAAUGGAUCAAGUACAAAUGGACAGUCUGAAGUAAGUACUAGUAAACCUAUGGAAAGUACAACAUCUUCAAUCUUUAGUUCUACUAUAAUAACGACUACUACUAAUCAUGAGGCACAAUCUAUGAUUCCAACAACAAUUAUAUCUACAUCAUAUUUACCACCAUCAAUUUCUGAAGUAACUAGUAGUACACAAAUGACUUCUAGUACUAAACCUCCCGAAGUUACAUCACAAGUAACAUCAGCCUCAUACUUACCUCCUGUCAGUACUAUGCAGUCAAAUGAUGUUGGUCAAUCUGCAACUAUAUCACAACAGAUAAAUACUACUCCAUCAAGUACUGGACAAGUAGGAACGUCGGAUUGUAAUACAGAAAGUUUCAUCCCAAACCCUAACGAUUGCAAGAAGUUUUAUCGAUGUGUCAGUUAUCAAUCCGGAUUUGUAAGAUAUGAAUUUCAGUGCGGUCCUGGUACUGCUUGGGACCAAAGUAUACAAACAUGUAAUUAUAUUGAACAAGUCAGUUCCUGCAUGAUAAAUAAUAAUGAAAUAGUAGGAGAACAAGGUUCUACCUCAACUACUAAUUCUAGUAAAACACCUGCAACUAUUAAUGAAAAACCUGGACAGACUACAAUAAAACCCUCCUCAACUUAUAUACCAACAACUUCUGACUUGAAUGAGGUUCAGUUUACAUCUACUAAGUCUGAAAAUAUGCAGUUACUUGCAGGAUCAACUACUGAAAGUAUGUCGUCUUCUAAACCGCCAUAUCCAAUUUCAUCUUCCCCGUCUGAAUCGACAGUUUCAUCUUCUGAAUCAAACACAGAAUCAUCUAAUAUGGUCAAACCGCCCUGCACGACAUCCGAAAUUAAUAAUACAAUAGUUUGUAAUGAAGAAGGAUUUUAUCCGCAUCCAAUGUACUGUGAAAAAUUCUAUCGUUGCGUUAACAAUGGAAAAGGAUUUAACGUCUAUCACUUUAAUUGCCCACCGAGUACUAUAUUCGAUCCCAGUAUAAGCGCAUGUAAUUAUCCGGAAUCAGUCUAUCCAGCAAGAGAUUGUACUACAUUAGCAGCAGAGCCAAGUUCAUCUGGUAAUGAUAUUAUAACACAAUCUACGACAAUAUCAGAAGCAACAGAAGAAUCUUCGUCCACUGAGAGUUCAACAACGCAAAUUAAUACCGAAAUGUCUACAGGAACUACAACAUCAAUGGUAGAAUUUACAACCACGGGAAUUUCAACAGAAAUGACAUCGAUGACAUCGGAACAAACAACUUCCGGGGAAAUUACAUCCAUGUCCAGUACUGAAUCAUUUACUUCAACAGUGACCGAAAGGUUAACAGAAUCAACAUCAAGUUCCACUGAACAAACGACAGAAUCAACAAGUUUCACUGAACAAACAACAGAAUCAACAACAAGUUCCAUUGAACAAACAACAGAAUCAACUGUAAGUUCCACUGAACAAACAACAGAAUCAACUGUAAGUUCUACUGAACAAACAACAGAAUCAACUGUAAGUUCUACUGAACAAACAACAGAAUCAACUGUAAGUUCCACUGAACAAACAACAGAAUCAACUAGUUCUACUGAACAAACGACUGAAUCAACAGUAAGUUCCACUGAACAAACAAUAGAAUCAACAGAAGAAUCGUCUAUGAGUUCGACGCAAUCAGAAGCAUCUGCUAGUGAAUCAACAACGGAACAAUUUACUACAGAAUCUCAAAAACAGUCAACUGAAUCUCAAGAACAAUCAACGACUGAUAGUUCAGAACAAUCUACUGAAUCUCAAGAAUCAUCCACCACAGAAUCUCAAGAGUCGAUUACACAGACACAAGAGGGAUCUACUACGGAAUCAGAUGAAUCGACUUCUACAACCAAAGAACCUUCGAUGGUGACACCUUGUCCUAUUGGAAAUUUAACUGAUGAACAAAUAACUCUUAUUUGUCCCACAGGAUUCCGUAAACAUCCGCGAUAUUGUAAUUUGUUCUACCAAUGUACCAUUGAAGGUAAUAUGGAAAUCAAGAUUCUCGUUUUAAGUUGUCCCGAAAAUACUAUCUUCGACGAGCAAAAAAUUCAAUGUCUUCCUGAAAAUGAAACCAGUCAAGGUUGUACGGAUCUUCGUGCCAAUGCUAGAUUUUACAGAAAGUUGGAAGAAAAUUCAAUAACACCAGUGAAAGUCUCAUCGCAACCUUUAUGUCCUAACAUUGGACAUUAUCCAUAUCAGCAGGGUUGUAGCAACACAUUUUAUAAAUGCAAACGAGACAGUAGAGAUAAUUUGCAAGGAUAUUUUUAUAAGUGUCCUGCGAACUUCAUUUACUGGUCGGUUUCUAGAAGAUGUGAACGUGCUACUCGUCUACCUAUGUGCACACAUUUAGCAUACAGAAAGAAUGAUUUUUGGGACAGUCGAUGGCAAUUACCAGUCGAAGACAUCAAUCUUUCCGCGAGAGCAUUGCGUCUUUUUUGAGUCAUUAGCUAAUGAUACACUACUUUCGUAAAUUUCCAAGAACAGUAUAAAUCUCUCAGGUUACAUGCAAAACUUGUCAUCAGGAAACAUUAUACAAGUCUUGCACGUAGAAGUGAAUGAGACGAUUAAUCGGAUUUUGUCAACAUGGCUGCCGAAGAUAUAACAUUUGACAGAUCUUCGAUAGCCAUCUUGAAACGAUUUACGUUCGUUCCAACUUCUACAAUGAAACUGAUAAUAUUUUUCUAUUAUAAUCAGUUUCAUUUAGAGUAGUUAGUUUAAAUAAUUACUAAUUAUCAUCGAUCAUAAUUCAUAUCAUUGUGCCGUACAAUCUUUGUUGACGACAAUAUUGAAUAUUUUUGACAAGAGAUCAUAAGCGAUAAUUGGGGUUUUGGUUGCGGGACUUGUAUGCAAUACACGACUGUAUUUAAUAGUAUAGUAAAUCAUAUGUAUAUUUAUUAAGCUGAUAAUUAGUUUAAAUAGUAUUGAUAGAAGUUCACGGAAAGAUUCUCAGGAAAUGUCUUCGUUGUGGAGUGAUCUAUACUCUUAAAACGGGAAUAACAUUUUUGAAGCGACUGAAUUUAUAUGUUUGAAAUGUAAAAAA
Vespa mandarinia (Asian giant hornet) is the source of this 9884-nucleotide messenger RNA. RefSeq lists its product as uncharacterized. The record is from RefSeq and is a predicted model, not a curated record. Gene Ontology annotation, cellular component: extracellular matrix; extracellular region. Lineage: Eukaryota; Metazoa; Arthropoda; Insecta; Hymenoptera; Vespidae. Gene Ontology annotation, molecular function: chitin binding.